Molecule: messenger RNA, 1731 nt
Organism: Trypanosoma brucei brucei TREU927
Lineage: Eukaryota; Euglenozoa; Kinetoplastea; Trypanosomatida; Trypanosomatidae
Exons: 1
Coding region: 1-1731 (576 amino acids)
Molecular function (GO): protein binding
Source: RefSeq, a predicted model, not a curated record
AUGCGGAAAGCCGCUAAACGUGUGGAGCGGACGGAGGACACCACCUCCUCUGAACGCAAACAUCGGCGUUGUGUUGAGGAGGACGAGGAGGGAGGGCAGCGACUGCGAGCCGCCGGAACCCGUAAAGAGGGACCCACGGAAGACGAGGACUGGGAAGAUGUGUCAGAAGAUGAAGAGUCUGAUGGGAGUAAUAGCAGCGGCGUGGAUGAGCCUUUUAAUGAUGGAGUGGAGGAGGAGAUUGUUGACAGUUAUGACGAAGACGACGAAGAUUAUGCCGAGUUUCAACGCGAGGCAGAAGCCAUGGUAAAGGGGUUGCGGAAGGUAACAUUUGAUGACGAUUCGACCAAGCAGGAAAAUGAUGAAGACGAUACGGUCCCCACGGUCUGGCGCAGUGACUGCGUUGACGACCCGGAGGGACAAUGUCAGAAGUUGGAUUACUCUAACAAAGCGUAUGACUCAUUUUUUCAGUUGCGGACGGAAUAUCCUUCCCUCUCGUUUCAUGUGGUUCGGGAGCAAGAGUCCUCUACAGGUGGCGGCUGCACCACAAAGUACCCACUCUCACUGACCCUGGUGUGUGGUUCGCAAGCAGAGGAGUCAUCUAAAAAUCAGUUGUACAUCUUGCGUGUUACUAACAUUUGUCGCACGAAGCAUGAUGCUGGCAGCGAUAGCGACAGUGAUGACAGCUACAUAGGUGACGAGGGUGAAAGCGAAGACAGCAAUGAGGAUGAGGCACCUGAGGUGAAUAACGGAGAGCCCAUUGUACACCAUCGGACGAUUUCCCACCACGGCACUGCCAACCGUAUACGAUGCGCACACCGCAACCAAAAUUUGGUGGCGGUGUGGUCUGACGCGGGGAAUGUGCAGGUGUUCGAUAUUGCAAAGGAAAUAGGGAUGCUUUGCGACUACCCGAAUUGGAUAAAAGAGCAGGUGCGUUCGGGGGCACAGAGGAAACAAGCAUCACUACUGUUUUGCACUCCGUCAACAUCCCAUAAAACGGAGGGUUAUGGGCUUGACUGGAGCAGCGUUUCGGAGGGUGUCUUCGCCUCUGGUGAUUGCAAUGGUGAUCUAUUUGUGUGGAAACCAACCGAGGACGGUCGCUGGACUGCCGUCGCUAGUAAUACCGUGGGUAGCGAGAAAGGGGCACCAUCUGUUGAGGAAGUUCAGUGGAGCCCUACCCAGACGGAUGUUCUCAUCGCAACCCGCGUUGGCGGCACGGUUGAGGUGUGGGAUACGCGUGAUAUGCGCGGUUCGAAGAUACAUUGGCAAGCCGAUCCCACUGACAUCAACGUUGCUAAUUGGAACAAGGCGCUGCAGGCUUCUCACCUUCUUGUGACGGGUGCUGACAGCGGUGCUGUGGCUGUGUGGGAUCUCCGCCAUGUGAGCAGCGGGGUCCCGAUCCAGCAGCUCCCCUGGCAUCGUGGAAGCAUCACGUCCGUUGAGUUCUCACUACAUAAUGAGAGCGUCCUUGCCGUCGCGGGUGACGAUGGACAGUGUACACUCUGGGACCUGAGUCUUGAGCGUGACCCCAGUGAGGAGCAGGAGGUUGUUGGGGAACUUUUUGGGCGUCCCGAUCUCAGUGGGAUCCCGGAUCAGCUGAUGUUCCAACACCAAGGUCUUGAGCACCCGAAGGAGGCCCAUUGGCAUCCGCAGAUACCGGGCAUGAUGAUAACAACAGACUACGCUGGGCUGCAUCUUUUUAGGCCGAUGAAUUGGCGGUCACUGAUGAAGUGA